Messenger RNA from Branchiostoma floridae (Florida lancelet), 1155 nucleotides. RefSeq lists its product as uncharacterized. The coding region runs from base 291 to 665 and encodes 124 amino acids. The transcript is spliced from 2 exons. Lineage: Eukaryota; Metazoa; Chordata; Leptocardii; Amphioxiformes; Branchiostomatidae. The record is from RefSeq and is a predicted model, not a curated record.
ACUGCGCAUGUCGAUAAUGUCAUUAGGAAAUGCAAGGACCGCUGACGUCACACGGCGCCUGGUUACAAAACACGGAUGGGCAAAAUACAACAGUCGCUUGGCGUUCUUUUUUAGUCUAAACGAACUUAACUCCUGACGAAGUUUCUUUCUUCAAAAGCGCCAGCACAGGUCCCCGGCUCUCAUUCUGAGCCGACUCCCUAAGAAGAGCGACGUCGUCUGCCGUGAAAAGCCGUGCCGAGCAGACAUCCCCACGACUCCGUGAUUCCAACAGUACCCGGUGUUCCAGAGCUAUGAAGUUGUCCACCGCCCUAGUUGCAGUGCUGAGCUGCCUGGUGUACCUAGACGGCGCGGAGUCCAUCCCUGUUCGCAGGAGCCAGGCCAAGCCCAUGACGGCCGUCAACUGGAACGAGGCCUUCGAGCCGCUCCGCUUCGGCCGGCGCAGCCCGCCCUCUUCCCUCUCCGAGGACGACUCCGACUCCGACCUGUGGCCAGAAUACACCGCUCCCCAGCCGAGAUUCACGCUGCCGCCCCAGAGGGAACCCAUGGCCAGGAUGCGGCUGCCCAACCUCAGAGAAGACCCGACGGACCAACUGACCCGGUCGGCCGUUCUGCGUCUCGUGGCGGACCUGAUUCAGGCGAGGCAGCAGGACCUGUUGGACAAUUGAAGAGCGAAGACCGACCACAUUUGAACACAUGUCUACAGUACAGACACUCUAACCACAGCGGCCUACGAACGAACCUGCUCGGAGACGAUUUGUUAGCAAAGAUGAUGAAGUCUCGUCCUGUGAAGCUGCGGUAAGGGUAGUCGAGGAUUGAGAACGAAUCUUUUUGCUGAUAAACUGACACUGAAGAGAUCAUAUAUUGUGCAUAACUGCUAAAGAGAAUAGUUUACGUAUUUUCAACCAGAUGUGACUCUAUUUCAAUACCCGUCCAUUAUUGUACCUAUAUUUUUCCAGCUCUCCGUUAAAAGAUGCCAAAUUGAUGUUUGUAAUUACACAAAUGAGGUUUUAAAAGAUACUGAUGUUAAUUGCGUGUAAACUGCAUCUGCAGACGCACAUCGCAUUGAUUGCUUUAGCUGCAGUGGAUAGCUAUUGUAUUUACGGCGACUUUUUGGAACACCAAUUAAACGCUCUGGAAGUUGAUGAACGAUUUAUA